GGGCCUUCAGCCCAACAUCAUUUUUAAUUUUGUCUUUUAAAAUUUUUUUAACGUUGAUCAACAGAUCGGUGAAUCGAGUGUGAGAUCUUUGUUUGCCCAAACAAAAUUCGCAAAACUCAGAGAUCUCCCAGCAGAUGGAGUAUAGAAAAAUCAAAGACGAGGAUAACGAUGGAGGUGGCCGAGAUGCUAAUGACUUAGAGAGCUUGAGAGGAAAACCUCUUUCAGCUAUUAGUAAUGUGGCUGCAAGCGCUGGUGAACGGUCCAAGUGGAAGCGCAAGUCAAUGGUUACACUUGCGCUGACUGUUCUGACGAGUUCACAAGCCAUAUUGAUUGUGUGGUCUAAGAGAGCUGGAAAGUAUGAGUAUAGUGUUACGACUGCUAAUUUUUUGGUGGAAACUUUGAAAUGUGCAUUAUCGCUUGCUGCCUUGGCGAGAAUUUGGAGUAGUGAAGGUGUCACUGAAGAUAACAGGUUGAGUACGACUUUGGAUGAAGUUAUUGUUUACCCCAUUCCUGCGGCACUUUACCUUGUGAAGAAUCUUCUCCAGUAUUACAUCUUUGCCUAUGUGGAUGCACCGGGUUACCAGAUACUGAAGAACCUAAACAUUAUCAGCACGGGUGUUUUAUACCGAAUCAUACUUAAGAAAAAGCUAAGCGAGAUUCAGUGGGCAGCUUUCAUUCUAUUAUGUUGUGGAUGCACCACAGCACAGCUGAACUCUAAUUCGGAUCAUGUCCUUCAAACACCUUUUCAAGGCUGGGUAAUGGCCAUUGUGAUGGCACUUUUAAGCGGUUUUGCUGGAGUGUAUACUGAGGCUAUAAUUAAAAAGCGACCUUCAAGAAAUAUAAAUGUGCAAAAUUUCUGGUUGUAUGUCUUUGGGAUGGCUUUCAAUGCUGUUGCAAUAGUGAUUCAAGAUUUCGAUGCAGUCAUGAACAAGGGCUUCUUUCAUGGAUACUCAUUAAUUACAGUUCUCAUGAUUCUUAAUCAUGCCCUCAGUGGGAUUGCUGUGUCCAUGGUGAUGAAAUACGCCGACAAUAUUGUUAAGGUGUACUCUACGUCGGUGGCAAUGCUUCUCACAGCAGUUGUUUCUGUGUUCCUCUUUGGUUUUCAUCUUUCCCUUGCCUUUUUUCUUGGUGCUACUGUUGUUUCUGUCUCGGUAUACUUGCAGUCUGCCGGAAAGCUACAAAGAUAGUGGUAACUUCCCCCCGCUGCCCGCAAUUGUUUCUUUAAGUAAAAGUUCAUGUCCUGUGAAUUUUUGUUCCUUUUCCUUUUCCAAUUUAUUACAUCAUAAUCAUCAAAUUGACCUCUGAUAUAUAUAGACCAAAAAAAAAAAAAAAACUGUACUGUAAUAUUUGUUAUAAUUAGUUGAAGAAAGAAAAGCUUACGACUCUGAAUUUUCCGACCUUGGUGUGGAUUUAAGUUGUAAAAUCCUGUUUCUUAGUUUAUUUUAUGAAACUGAAGCCCUGUUUUUUC
This is a messenger RNA of Mangifera indica (mango), 1468 nucleotides long. RefSeq names its product CMP-sialic acid transporter 4-like. Gene Ontology annotation, biological process: pyrimidine nucleotide-sugar transmembrane transport. Gene Ontology annotation, cellular component: Golgi membrane. NCBI's taxonomy places the organism in Eukaryota, Viridiplantae, Streptophyta, Magnoliopsida, Sapindales, Anacardiaceae. The record is from RefSeq and is a predicted model, not a curated record. Bases 135 to 1187 code for a protein of 350 amino acids. The transcript has 15 exons. Gene Ontology annotation, molecular function: pyrimidine nucleotide-sugar transmembrane transporter activity.